This is a messenger RNA of Eurypyga helias (sunbittern), 1386 nucleotides long. RefSeq names its product H(+)/Cl(-) exchange transporter 5. The annotation marks the transcript as partial. The record is from RefSeq and is a predicted model, not a curated record. Gene Ontology annotation, cellular component: Golgi apparatus; membrane; synaptic vesicle. Gene Ontology annotation, biological process: transmembrane transport; chloride transport. The transcript is spliced from 7 exons. NCBI's taxonomy places the organism in Eukaryota, Metazoa, Chordata, Aves, Eurypygiformes, Eurypygidae. Gene Ontology annotation, molecular function: voltage-gated chloride channel activity.
UCCUCGUAUAAUGGAGGAGGGAUGAACGGCACAAGCACAAUGAUGGAUUUCCUGGAGGAACCUCUUCCUGGUGUGGGGACCUAUGAGGAUUUUAACACUAUAGAUUGGGUGCGAGAGAAAUCCAGGGACCGGGACAGGCACAGAGAGAUCACCAGUAGAAGUAAGGAAUCCACCUGGGCACUGAUCCACAGCGUGAGCGACGCCUUCUCCGGCUGGUUGUUGAUGCUGCUCAUCGGGUUGUUGGCCGGUUCCUUAGCGGGUCUGAUCGACAUUUCUGCCCACUGGAUGACAGAUUUGAAAGAAGGAGUGUGCUUAGCCGGCUUCUGGUUCAACCACGAGCACUGCUGCUGGAAAUCCAACACCACCUUUACCGACAGAGACAAGUGUCCCGAGUGGAAGAGCUGGUCCCAGCUGAUCCUUGGCCACGGAGAGGGGGCUUUUGCGUAUAUCCUCAACUACUUCAUGUACGUUACCUGGGCCCUGUUGUUCUCCCUGCUUGCCGUGUUACUUGUGAAGGGGUUUGCUCCCUACGCCUGUGGCUCGGGGAUCCCGGAGAUCAAAACUAUCUUAAGUGGUUUCAUCAUUAGAGGCUACCUGGGCAAGUGGACGUUGAUCGUCAAAACCAUCACCCUGGUGCUGGCGGUGUCCUCCGGGCUGAGCCUGGGCAAGGAGGGGCCCUUGGUGCACGUCGCCUGCUGCUGUGGGAACAUCCUGUGUCACCUCUUCACCAAAUACAGGAAGAACGAAGCGAAGCGCAGAGAGGUGUUAUCGGCAGCGGCGGCUGCUGGAGUGUCUGUAGCUUUUGGGGCACCGAUUGGAGGAGUGCUCUUCAGCCUGGAAGAGGUGAGCUACUACUUCCCCCUCAAGACCCUGUGGCGAUCCUUCUUCGCUGCUCUGGUCGCCGCGUUUACCCUUCGCUCCAUCAACCCUUUUGGGAACAGCCGCCUGGUCCUCUUCUACGUGGAGUUUCACAUGCCGUGGCACCUUCUGGAGCUUGUGCCGUUCAUCCUUUUGGGAAUAUUUGGUGGCCUUUGGGGAGCUUUCUUCAUUCGCAGCAACAUCGCCUGGUGCAGGCGCCGCAAAACGACCAGGCUGGGGAAGUACCCGGUGCUGGAGGUGUUUGUGGUGACCGCCAUCACCGCCGUUCUGGCCUUCCCCAACGAGUACACCAGGAUGAGCACCAGCGAGCUCAUUUCGGAGCUCUUCAACGACUGUGGGAUUUUAGACUCUUCCAAACUCUGCGAGUAUGUGAACGAUUUCAACAGCACCAAAGGGGAUGACCUGCCCGACCGAGCCGCUGGCCCAGGGGUUUACACUGCCAUGUGGCAGCUGGCUCUGGCCCUUAUCAUGAAAGUCUUCAUCACAAUCUUCACUUUCGGCAUGAAG